UGGCGGAAGGAGAUGCUCUCUGGGAGCCGCGGCGGCUGACAGAAGAGUGGCGGGCGAAGAUGAUUCAGGCCAUUCUGGUUUUCAACAACCACGGGAAGCCGCGGCUGGUCCGCUUCUACCAGCGUUUCCCAGAAGAAAUCCAGCAGCAGAUUGUUCGAGAGACCUUCCAUCUAGUUCUCAAGCGGGAUGACAACAUCUGUAACUUCUUGGAGGGUGGAAGUUUGAUUGGCGGCUCUGACUACAAGCUGAUUUACCGGCACUAUGCUACCCUCUACUUUGUAUUUUGUGUGGAUUCAUCGGAGAGUGAACUUGGAAUCUUGGACCUCAUCCAGGUUUUUGUGGAGACCUUGGAUAAGUGUUUCGAAAAUGUUUGUGAAUUGGAUUUGAUCUUCCAUAUGGAUAAGGUACCUUCUCUCCCAAACCAGGUUACUAGAAAACUAAGAGCAUAG
Molecule: messenger RNA, 449 nt
Organism: Equus quagga
Lineage: Eukaryota; Metazoa; Chordata; Mammalia; Perissodactyla; Equidae
Product: AP-3 complex subunit sigma-2
Exons: 4
Coding region: 60-449 (129 amino acids)
Biological process (GO): intracellular protein transport; Golgi to vacuole transport
Cellular component (GO): AP-3 adaptor complex; membrane coat; intracellular membrane-bounded organelle
Source: RefSeq, a predicted model, not a curated record